UCUCCUUCAAAAACCCUAAGAGGCGCCUCCACCGAAAAGCGAAACCCCAAAAUCAGUAGCCAUGCCGCCGAAGUUGGACCCGAGCCAGAUCGUCGAUGUCUACGUCCGUGUAACCGGAGGAGAAGUUGGAGCCGCCAGUUCUCUUGCUCCGAAGAUCGGUCCUCUCGGUCUCGCCCCAAAGAAGAUCGGAGAAGACAUUGCCAAAGAGACGGCCAAAGAGUGGAAAGGACUUCGCGUUACCGUGAAGCUGACGGUACAGAAUCGUCAGGCUAAGGUCACGGUGGUUCCAUCUGCUGCAGCUCUCGUCAUCAAGGCCUUGAAGGAGCCGGAGAGAGACCGUAAGAAGGUGAAGAACAUCAAGCACAAUGGAAACAUUUCGUUUGAUGAUGUCAUUGAGAUCUCGAGGAUUAUGAGGCCUAGAUCCAUAGCCAAAGAGCUGAGUGGCACCGUGAGGGAGAUUCUUGGGACAUGCGUCUCCGUUGGAUGCACCGUUGAUGGAAAGGACCCGAAGGAUCUUCAGCAGGAGAUUCAAGAGGGUGAGAUCGAUAUCCCUGAGAACUAAGAAAAAAUGAAGAUUUGAUGGAAAUUGAAAUCAUGUUGUCUUUCUUCUUUCAUCUUUUUUUUUUGGUUCCGAGAAAUUUAGCUACUAUCUUUCUUCAAUUAGAAUGACUCAAGUUUUGGAUUAUUUUUGCGUUUUUUUUGUCUGUUUAAGAACCCCAAUGGUUUAUCAGUCGCAAUGUUUUACAUUUUGGCUGAAAUGUUUUACAUUUUGCAUUGAUAUCUUAUGCUAUUGCCUUCUAAGAGUUUGAAAGUUGAUCUU
Eutrema salsugineum is the source of this 820-nucleotide messenger RNA. RefSeq names its product 60S ribosomal protein L12-2. The transcript has a single exon. The coding region runs from base 62 to 562 and encodes 166 amino acids. Gene Ontology annotation, molecular function: large ribosomal subunit rRNA binding; structural constituent of ribosome. Gene Ontology annotation, biological process: translation. Gene Ontology annotation, cellular component: ribosome; cytosolic large ribosomal subunit. Lineage: Eukaryota; Viridiplantae; Streptophyta; Magnoliopsida; Brassicales; Brassicaceae. The record is from RefSeq and is a predicted model, not a curated record.